Messenger RNA from Funneliformis mosseae, 186 nucleotides. The record is from the annotation of a GenBank genome assembly. NCBI's taxonomy places the organism in Eukaryota, Fungi, Glomeromycota, Glomeromycetes, Glomerales, Glomeraceae.
AAUUUUGAUGUAAUAGAGCAUAAAAUGGGAGAAGAAGAGCAAAGGCUUAUAGAGCCGAUUCCCAAUCUAGAGAGAAAGAUUUCGGUUCAAGAAGAAUUAAAAACAUUGUAUCAAGUGAUUCCAAUGUCAAAUGAAGAUAAUUAUCUUAAUGUUAAAAGUAAACUUUUAAUAGAGGAUGUGGUUUAA